GGUGAGACGAGAAUUUGUUGCUGUUGAUGGAUAAGCAUUCCCGCGAACAAAGAUCAAACGAUGCCGAUGAAAGUGACCGUCUGUUUUGAUCGAGUUCGAGUCAUCGUUCCUUGCGGUGAUGGACAUAUCUUGGUUGGAGAAUUAAUCUCAAAAGCUAUUUUACGGUACAAGAAGGCGAUAGGAAAGUCGAGUGACCACUGGGUGACCGUACACAACCUGAAGACCAGUACUGAUGGAGGAAUACUGGACCCUGAUGACAUACUCAAUGAUGUGGUUGAUGACAGGGAACAGUUGAUAGCUGACUAUGAAGAGCAGGGUGGAAAUGGUUACCAGCCUCACAAUGGAGAUGGAGCAAGUGCUAGCUCAGCAGGAACAGCUAGUCCAGACAUGUUCCACCCUCCAGACCAGAGUCCAUCCUUCUCCAGGAAGGAAUUACAGGAAGAUCAGCAUGACAUUGUUGUCACAACAAAGGAUUUAUCAACAGGAUCAGGACUGACAGUCAGACAUGGGAGCGAGCCUAUGUUGAAUGUUACAGAGGAGAACCAGUCAACAGAAUCACAGCUGACUGUCAAAUCAAUCAAGGUGAAAGAUGAAGUCAAGCCUGGAAUUAUGCAUGUCAAACAAGCAUCACUGGAUGAAGGAAAAUCUAAGAACCCUUUCAGUCGAUUCGCAAGGGAUUCCUGGAGACAGUCAGUUGGAAGUCGUCCAGAUAUGUACAAAUGGUUGGAGGCCCAGGAACGACAGCAGGACAAGUAUCAACAGCCAAUGGAGAGACGAGAGCCUGUUGGCAGUGUUAGUAUGGAGACCAAGGAAGAUAAUUCUGUUCCCAAGCCUGUGAUCAAACCAGCCCUGACACCAAGCAUAUCUGAACCUGUAGAAAUUGUCCUGAUCAAUGAUGGUGGUCCCCUUGGGAUCCAUGUGGUCCCGGAGUAUAACGAAUCUCAGAAGGAGCUAGGGCUGCUGGUACAGGGUAUAGAGCCAGGCGGCAAAAUAUUUAAAGAUGGCCGCCUCAGUGUGAAUGACAGAAUUGUUACCAUUAAUGGCAUCAGUUUACAUGGCGUCAGUUUUGCAAGGGCUCAAGAAAUAUUUCGCAAGGCUAUGACCACGCCAGAAAUACAGCUGUUUGUGGUGAAGAAGAAACCAGCUCUUCCAAAGAAUCCUCCUCCACCUGUGGCGCCGAAACCUCGAAGCCACACACCUGUCAAACCAUCUCCUCUCACUCUCCCUAUUUCUAAUAAGUUGGAUUUGGUGGACCAGUUAUCUCCCCUUGGUCCAGAGAUCACCAGCACACCGACAGGAUCUGUACAGAGCAAUAGUCCAGACACACAAGAUGGGAAAUCCCCACUAUCACAGCGUACCUUUAGAGAGCCUAUCAGAUCCGGCCAUCAUGUCAACCCCCUGUCCCCCAUACGAAAGGUUCCACCAGCCCCUCCAGCUAGAAAUCCAAAGACUUCCCUCUCAGCAAAUCCUGAGCCAUCUGUCUCUACAAUCAAGGCUCCAACGAAUACUAAGAGGAUUGGCAAGAAAAUAGCCAUUGAACUCACUAAAGGCCCCCAGGGGUUGGGGUUCAGUGUGACUACUCGAGACAACCCUGCCGGUGGGGACUCGCCUAUCUACAUUAAAAACAUACUAUCAAAUGGAGCAGCUAUUUCAGAUGGGCGACUCAAGGCUGGAGACAGGCUUUUAGAGGUAAAUGGUGUGGACAUGACUGGGAAGACACAGUCGGAAGCGGUGGCCAGACUAAAGAGCUGUGAUAUGGGUAGUCUCGUUAAAAUCAUAGUAUCUCGACAGGAAGUGGAACAGGAAGAACGAUUUCGUGUUCCUCGCAAACUGGAUAAUGAGAAAGAAAACCAAAAACAAAAUGUCUUACAGCCCACAGAAAAGUCUGGUGAUGAUGGCACACUGGUGGGAAUGAGGAAUAAAGAGGUCAUUACCCUUGACAUUCCACUUAAAGAGACAGGGUCAGCAGGAUUAGGGGUCAGUGUCAAAGGCAAAACCCAGACUACAGAGCAUGGGCAAAGGGAUCUUGGCAUCUUCAUCAAAGCUGUGAUACAUGGAGGGGCUGCUUCCAAGGAUGGGAGAUUAAUAAUCAAUGAUCAGUUGUUAGAAGUGAAUGGCGAUGUGUUACAAGGACUGUCUAAUACAGAAGCUAUGGAAACACUACGGAAUUCCAUGCAGAAAGAUGGCCCUCUAUUGGGAUACAUACAUCUUGUUAUUGCACGGAGAAUCGGGGCGCCGUCUCCCUCCCCAUACCAGGAGUUCAGUACAGACUACAUGCUGUUUGAUGAACAGCGGACUAGUGGUGAUGAUAGUCAGGAAAAUAGGGUAGAAAUGGAAAGUGAACGGACGUCAGGUGCUAAGGGAAGUAACUCUAAAGAGAGUAACAACAAUAUCAAAGAUUAUAUUGAUGGUGCUAAGGCUCGUAAUUCUGCGUUGGAGCGACUGAUGAGUGGGGGUAAUAGCCUACGAAAUGACUCCUAUACACGGGCUACACAUGAUCAGGAUGUGGAGGGGGUGGGGCUUCGUAAUGAAUCCUACACACGUGCCACCAAUGAUAGUGCUAAUGUGUUUUUACCAGGAAUGUCUCCCGCUGCUAGUCACCAGCGAAGCGCCCCCACCCUCCGGCCUCGGGGGAUGGAGGCUGUGAUGAUUGAGGAUGAUCCUAGCCAUAAAAAGCAGAAUUAUGACAUGAAGAUGCGUCCACAUUCAACUCUGGGGAUCCCGAGAAGCUCCCCUCCUCACUCCAAUAGUAGCAGCUCCGAGGACCUGAGGGAACACCCACCCAGCUGGCUGCGAGGCCCUGACUGGAACCGCCAUCCAAGUACACCCAGCGAUAGACACCCUAGUAAUACAAGUGAAGAGCCCAUGAGUCCCCUAGUAAUGGAACCAUUUGCACGUGAUGCUGUUGGUCGACAGAGCAUGUCAGAAAAAAGGCGGGGCCAUCAGGACCCACGAGGGAGUGAAUACUACCAGCGGGCCAAAACCGUACGCGACAGUCAGAAAGAUGAAAAGACAAAAAAACGUCGCUCAGCCUCCUUUCAUGUGGCAGGUCAAGGUCAUCAGCGACGAGCCCAAGGUAUGGUACGAGUCGGCUCGGCUGAGUCUCUCAUCAGUCACACCAAACCUAACAUACCCCCCCUACAGCUGCAUGGAAACACACAGCCUGGCCAGAAAGUGACAUCAAGCUCUAACCUAAAACGGUGCAGUUCUCUUGAGAAUCUGACCAUGACUGGACCAGGUGAUCAUGAGGACAGCGGGGAGAUAGCCGACAGUGACGGGGACGACCCUAGUCAGGAGGACGAUACCCCGGUAGUCCCUCGAUCCAUGAUGUCAAGGGGACGGGGCACAAAUGACAGCUUCAGGGCUGCAGUAGACAGAUCCUACGACCCUGUGGAACAUUCCACUAUGGAAACACGGGAAGGUAUGUAUAGCAAUAGUGAAGGCCAUCCUCAUGACGACGGACACAAACUGUUAUCUCCAAAAGGCAGUAUGGGGUUCACAUAUUCGGGACAUGUUGAGGAAGAAAGUAGUGGUGAGAUUUCUGGGCGGACUAACUCGGCUCGUUCAUCAGUGAGUAGUGAUGCAACAAGUGAGGACAAAAAAGGUGGCAGACGCAAGAACAAAGACAAAAAGGGAGCAAAUAUCUUCAAGGGUAUUUUCAGACUUGGUCGAAACAAAAAGACUGCUGAAGAAAACACCAAGGCUGAGAUAGACAAACAGGAGGAAGAGGCUGAGCGCCAUUUUAUCACUCGGGACAACAGGCAGCGUGAAUCAGAUGGCAAUAUGGGUCAGCGAUGGACCUCUGUACCAGACACACACCAGGCUUUCCCCGUAUCCCUCCCACAGCAGCCGUCCUCAACCUCAUUAGACAGUGAUCAGAUCGCCCGCGGGGCCACGCCCAUCAACAUGUCUCGUGCCGAAUGGAUCCAACACUUACGCAUGGAGCAUCAGCGAAAACACAAGGAGCGUCAAGGGCGGUAUCCGCUUGACGAUCGUGAGGAGGGAUACGAACGAGAAAUUCAGGCUACUGAGGAACAACAGGUACAUCCAAUGUACAGGCAGGAAAGACCACAUUCAAGGUUAGCAUCAGAAGGAUACAAUUAUGAAGGUCAAAUAAGGUCAACAUCAAGCGACAGUUAUUCAUAUGAAGGUCAGGGUCAUCCAAGGUCAAGGUCAAGUUCUAGGCAACAGCAGUAUGAAAGGCCAGCACCUCAGCCUCACAGCUACACCGACUACAUGUACCAGAGUGCUCCUCCCAACAUUCCCUAUCAGCCACCAGCCCCUUGGCCACACCCUGGACGAGACAAUUUGCCCGUCCAGCAUAAUUACCCCCAUGUGCGUCAGAACAGUGACUCUUACUCUGACCAGAACCGAGAUAAUUUAUUACGACAUCCUCUCUCUCGCAGUCAUACACCCGUAGAACAAUGGCGAGAAGACCACCUCAGUUAUCAUAGGAAACCGCCGUAUCCACCGCCCGAAGUACACCCCAGGGACAGUGGUUAUAGCUACAAUGACACAGUCUAUACCUACAGAGAGCCGCUAUAUCCACCAGUUGCUGGCAAGAGACAAGUACAUACCAUCACACAGCCAGGGUCAGCCAAAGUAUGACCCUGAGCACAUCCCUGUGUCCAAUUCUGUACUGAUAUAACGGUGUCCAGUACCACUGUGUUGGACUGACCACUGGUGUAUAUAACACUCGUCUAACAUCACUGUGAUGGACAACCACUAAUGCAAUAGAGCAUUGUCCAAGGUUCUCUACAGCUAUAACGGUGGCAAGUUUACCAUUGAUAGUCACAGGGCAAUCAAUGUCCAGAUACCAUUUGAGUUUCUCACAUACAGUGUCCAGUGACCAGUUGAGUUUCUCACAUACAGUGUCCAGUGACCAAUUGAGUUUCACACAUACAGUGUCCAGUGACCAGUUGAGUUUCUCACAUACAGUGUCCAUUGACCAAUUGAGUUUCACUCCAACGAAGUGCUUUCUGAUAUCAUUGAUACUCUGACAGACUCGGUGAUUGGAAACAACACAGGAGAGAAUUGAGUAUUGUCCUGUCAACCAAGCGUGUUCUCCAUCUCUGAUGUUAAGUCCCCAGUUCCUGUAGCCUACUACAACAGAGAUUUGGUCCAUGUCUUUUUGGCCUAAUGUGUUCUCCACAUCAUCUCCACAUACCCCAAAAAUAUGUGAUAGGAAUUUCCAGACAGAUAUUGCUGCAGUUUUGUUACGGUCAUACAGUGUAAAUUAGGAUUGAACACAAGGAGAUGUGUCCGUGAAUGUCUGCAGUCACCUGUAGUAAGGUAUUAAGGAAGUACGGUAUAAUUAACAGAAAUGGAUCCAGUUUGAAUGUUGUAUGUCAGAUUGCCAGUCUAUAGAGGCGCCAACUUUAACAAAUCAUCAUUGAUGCCAUAAUUAUUGCAAAUAUGAAAUUGUGAACUAUAAUAUUUGUUUAAAAUAAGGCUUCAUUACUUAUGUCAUAAAUGUCAAAAGUAUGCUAAAAUUUGCCACCAUCACCAAAGUUUGGUACCUCAAUACAGCAUAAAAACAAUGAUUUGCCAAUAAGAAAAUCUUAGAUGUUUACUCACCAUACUUUUCCUGAAGUAUGAUAUUUUUUUGUAUGCUACAUGUUAACAAUGUACAAUGAUCUGCCAUGAUCACCAAGAUAUCCAAACUGAAUGUAUAACUGUGGUUUUUGUGUGUACAUCUGCUACUGUGGUUUGAAUCGUGCCUGAUAUUAUAGCAGUCAUAAUGUUAUUUGUCCUCAUUAUAAGAUAUAGCACUAAUUAACACAUGGAAAUAAUUUCUCUAAAUUUAGAAAAGUGUUGUCAUGUUUUGAUAGACAUUUUGCACCAGUGCUUUAUAGAAAAACAUCUUGAUGUGCAUACAAUGAAAUUGUGCCUGUGAAAAGAAUUAUUUAACAGCUUUUUCUCAAAUUUAACAUUCAUGUUGUAUGUUUCUUGUUGCAAAGAAAUGUAAUUCCUGUUUUUCUCAUUAGUCAUGUUUUAAUUGUUUCCAUUCAAACCAAUCCAACUCACAUGUAUUUAAGUUGUAAUUAAGGAUGAUAAAACUGUUUGACAGGAUAACUCAAUAUAAUAAUAUGUAUUUCUUAUUACUUGCGUAUCAUUAUUUGGUAAGGGUUUCAUAAUCGAUAAUGAUAUACAAAAAUAAGAGUUAUAGCCCUUUGUUCAUCAUGCAAUUUUUUACCAACAGUUGAUAGCUUCAUUGUACCUAACGUUUUAGUAGUAUCUGUUUAUCUCUAUAUCAAAUUUUAGCCGAGUAAUUGAACAUUUUCGAGAAAAGAAAUACAUGUAAGAGGAAACAUUGCAGUUGUAAAUGUGUACUUUAUUGAAAAAAUAGCAAAUUCAUGGGGGAAAAUGUUAAACUUAAGUUGAAAUUUCUCACGUUAUAUUUCACAGUUAGGUGUAUAUAAUUAUAUUGUAUUUGGAAAUAAUAAUGUUCCUUGUAAGUAAUCCAAAAAUUUGUAUGGAGUUAUCCUUUUCAUACAGUUAUUCUUUCAAAGAAAUCACUGAUGAAAUGCAAUAACCAUGUGUAUGUACAUUAGUUAUUUUUCCGUUGUGUUAUUUGUGUUGGGUCUGUGAAUGUUGAUAAACCAGUGUCUUUCAGUUGUACACUUUGUAAAUGUUUUGUGUUUUAAUACAAAAGAACACAAUUGUGUUGUACAUAAAGGAUAUCACAACGUGUAGUUGAUGGUGUCACUGUGUAUCAUAAAGUCUUGUCUCCAGGUUGGUGUACCGAUGUUAUAUAUACUUCCGUGUUUGAGCUUCAAAUGACUUGCAUAUCUUCUAAGAUUUUUUUUGUCCAGAUUUUCUCAUGUAAUAAUACAUAAAUAUUUGUAUGCUAAUAUAAAGUUAAUAAUUUUUCAGCCAAGUAUCUUAAAUAUAUAUUAAUGUCAGGGUAGAAUUGUAAUUAUUGAAUAUCUUAUAUUUGAUACGGUUGUUGUAUCUUUGGUGAUAUUUUGAUAGAGGGUCCAAUGUGUAUGUCUGAUACAGAUUAGAUCAUGUAUUAAUGCGUUUAUUUUUCUGUUUGAUUAUCAGACUAAACUGUAACAAUUUCAAAAAAAGGAAAUUUUCUUCAGUGAUAGAUAUCAGUAAUUCUACAUAAUUUUACAGUUUUUUUUUCUCUUUAGGUAAGUUAUCAAAGGGAGAUAAUUGUGUUAGAACACUGGUAGAUUGAUUUUUUUUGACAGGAUCUUUGUAAAUAUAGCGUAGUAUUUGACAUCGGCAACAGUUUCCUGUAUAAAUUCUGUGACUAUCACAAGGUGCUAUUGAUAUAGUUUAUAACAUAUAAUAAAUAUGUCCAACAAUGGUUUAUGAUUACAUAUUGUUAUAGAUAUUUACCAAGCUCUAAUGCAACGUCGGGCAGAAGAAUUAGAAUUGAAGUUCUAAUCUCUGUUUAAAUCUUGAUGGUUAAAAGAUGAACAAUAUAGAGGUAUUUUCCCGAGAUAUCAAUAAUUUGAAAAAUAAUUGAGUAGAUAUGAUGUCAGAACAACUCUUUCAUUCAGUAUUGUAAUAUGUGCAUCUCCACAAUGAAGAAAGUGCCAGUAAAUGUUUUGACGUAACAAAAUCAGAGAUCAUGAUUUUGAUAUUUAUACUGCAUGUUUAUGUUGUUAAACAUGAUAUUGUAUUUGAUGUAAUUCACUACCAUGGUUGUGAAAAUCCCGGGGGUUUUAAUUCCUAUAUUUUAUCUCCAUUAACUUUGUGGAUUUUUUAUUCACCUUGAAAUCUUUUGUGUUUUUAAGUACAAAAUGUCUUGUGUGUUAAAUGAAAUCCUAUCACUGAUAAAGGGCCCUGUUAUUACCUGUUGGUAAUUACUUGUUUACUUUUCAUCUAGCUCUCCAUUUUGGCUUGGAAGUCUCUCUGAGCUACUUCAUAAUUUGCUUGUACUGCAUUAAAUGUCUGUUUAUGUUCAUAUCACCAUGGUCAGAUGGUCUCUGCUUACUUCUCACCGGCAGGAGAAUUGUUUUUAACUAUCGCUAAAGCGUAAGACUUGUAAGCCAGGGGUCUUGGGUUUGAUUCUUAGUGAAGCCGUUGAAAAAAAGCAUGAUCUUUGUUACAUUGGCACCUGUUUAUGGAUUCAGGAAAUAUUGACAAAAUUGUUAAGUGUUACUUUUGCAAGCAUUACUGGUACUCUAGGAUUAGGUCAUUUUUGGAAGGGAGAGUAAUCCACCAACUGGGCUAUGAGAAUUUCUCUACACUCCAUCGGUACAGUAUUAGAGGUCCCAGGGUGGAGAUAGUGAAAUAAUAUGGAUAUCUUUUUACAUUCAGUAAUAAAAACAAAAGUUAUUGCCACUUUUUUUUCGGGGUGGUGGGUUAAAUAAAUCAGAGGGUAUCUAGUUAGUUUUUGCACUGCAUUAUGUGGGCAGUAUAAUUAUACGAUAGGCAUGGUACAUAUAUUAUCUGUGUACUUGUUCAAAUUGGUGGGGCUAAUAUUUCGCUGUUAUCCCAGUCUGACAUAGUUUGUCAGUAUUAAAUUUUGCGCAACCACACCUUGUAACAAAAAAAAACAUGGAAAAAAAGGAUAAUUUUAACUGUGUUUGUAAAUAUUUGCUUGGUGAUUAUUUUCGCGUUAUAUUAAAGUAGCAAAAUUUUAAAUCCCCCGUAAAUGUUACCAUGCAACUAUACAGUAUUGUCAGGCAUCUUUAGAAAAAUUGUACAGAGCCUCAUGUUUGAUAAAGUUGAUCUUGAAUCUGUAUAUAAGUUUCAAUAUGAAAUAUGAAAUAUAUUAAAUACAAAUUUACAUGUUCAGAUAUUGUAAUAUGUAACAGUGCUAGCAUAAUGUAUCGGUGUCAGCCCAAGAUUUCACUUUUUCGUAACAUUCCAUUGACAUGUAAAUUUACUUCUUUAAAUGAUGUUCAAGAGCAAGAUAUAUAGCAUCAAGGUAGUGAUUCUGAAGGAAAUGCAGGUAUCCAAAAUUAUCCGAGGAUCAAAUCAUUUCAAAUGGAAUCCUUGUGUUAGAAGUUUAUUGUGCAAUAGUGUGAAGGAUGUUUGUAAAUGUUUCUUUAUAUUUGAAGUGAAACUAUUUCAUCAAAUAUGAAGUCUAGAGGAAAAUCUUCCUUUCUCAAAAAUGAAAUCUAGACUCUGAAUGUCCAAGGUUUAAUCAUGGAAGAUUUAAUUUUUCAGUUGUCUUUUAAUUGUCUUUAAAAUUCAAGUGUUCAGAGUUUGCUUUUAUAGAAUUGAUCGAUUUGUAUUCAUUGAGUAUCAAAUGUGUUUGUAAAUAUGUCGGUCAAAAUUACUUCAAACAAAACAAUAUGGCCAGUAUGUUAAAUUAGAGUUCAUUUUAUCUUAAUUAUUUAGUUUCUAGGAAAUAAAUAAUACGACUUGUUUAGAAUAAUAAAUAAUAAUACUUCCUUAGAAUUAAUGAUAAAUAAGCAUAUUGUUUAUAUAAUAAUAAAAAUUUAAGUAAAGUGAUAUCUGUACCCUAACGAAAAACUAAUUGAUUGUAAUUGAAAUUCAUUUUUGAGACAGAAACACUCGGUCUGGCAGUUCUUUCAGAUAUCUGUAUACAUUAUUUUUCUUACCAGUAUGAUUGUUAAACUACUGGAUGUUCAAGCAAAUUGAUUGAAAAUGGAAAAUUUCCAACAUCCUAACUAAUUUUUAUCAAAUCACGCCUCGACUAAUUAGGGUAAAACUGGAUACCUCAUGAUGUAUGUACUUGGUAGAUAUGGAGAUGGAGCACGUUUUCAGCUUGUCUGGCUGAUCAAUUAUGUUUGUCAUAUUUACAAGUUAAUUUAAUCAACAUGUUUUAAUUUAAACAAAUUUGCGUGACUAAUUGUCACUUGUGCCUUUCAUUACAACACAUUGUCCAGUAAAUUAUGCAAACUCCAAGUUACGUCCAAGUUCUAGUUAUUUUUAAAUAUUUCUAUUUUUCAUAUUAUUUAAAAUUUGUUGAAAGGCACAUUUAAGAUUGGGAAAGAAUGCUCUCUAAAGAGAAUUUCUUUUAUUUUUACUUGUGAACAUUGACCUUUGAAUGUAUUUUAAUGGUGAUUAUUUUACUAGUGUAAAUUUGUAAGGCUUGUUAAUGGUUGUGAGUUAACAUGUUGUGUUGCCUCCAUAGUUUAUAGAAGUUUAUAUCUUCUCCAUGCUUUUUUCACUAGGAUUCACGUUGUUGUAAUUUUUUUGUCAGAGAUAUUCACAUUUAUAUUAUUUGUUUAUCCUUGCAUCAGAUCGAGUUAAACAUAUAGCAAAUUACUAGUCAUUUUAGGCAUCAGAGCUGAACUCACAUGUAUAUCGCAAAUAAUUCAAGCAUGAAUUUUUUUGGGGGGAGGGGGGUAAAUAUUAGUAGUUUGAUACAAAACUAUGUUACUGGACCAAAUUUAACAGAUACAGAGCCUAAUAUAGAUACUGACAGUGUCACCAAUUUACAUUAACUUUCAGUUUCACAGAAAACUGAAGCAAAAUUGUCGAUUGCAUCCUUAAUUUGAAAUUGAUAAUUUAGUCAAAAUAUAGAUUGUCUUGAUGAAACAUGACAAUAAUAUUGUUAACGCUAUAAUCAGGACACAUCAGUUAUCAAAAACACAAUUGGUGUACAAUUUGUUGACUGAUUUACUGGAAAUAAAAUGUUGAUACAUGUAUGUCCCUAUUCUUACUAGUUCUGACAUCACAUCAUACAAGAUAGGGAAAUGGUCCCUGUAAUUGAUCAAACAGCUUGCUGACAAUAUUUCUAGCUUAUAAGUAUCCACUGAACUGCCAAGCACAUUUACCUCAAAGGACAAAAUCAUUCAUCUAUUGCUCAUCAUCAUAUCGGUUUUAUGUCAUGAAAAUCAAGGGACCAAUAUCAUCAUUUAUAGGUUUUCAUAUAACCUAUCAAUCUAGAUCUUUCCUAAAACAAAAGGAAUUUUCAAAAUGUGUGUUUUAAUGUUCUGGUUACUUAACAUGUUUCAGUUUUACUUACUGAUGCAAUUUUAGUACAUAUUAUAAUGAAUUAACUCGAGAUAAUUAUCCUCAGUAUAAACCAUUAACAUCAUACUUCAUAAUAGUCUUGAUCAUUGACUGUUUUAAAACUUUGGUGCCGACCAGAUGUUUGAUGCCACAGAGAUUGGAGUUUCCAUCAUUGUGACUCAUUUUAUAUUUUUGUAUAGCAAUAUAAUGGAAGUUUGAAUAAACUUCAGUUACAAAUUGA
This is a messenger RNA of Pecten maximus, 11131 nucleotides long. Its product is annotated as partitioning defective 3 homolog. NCBI's taxonomy places the organism in Eukaryota, Metazoa, Mollusca, Bivalvia, Pectinida, Pectinidae. The record is from RefSeq and is a predicted model, not a curated record. Gene Ontology annotation, molecular function: protein binding; phosphatidylinositol binding. Gene Ontology annotation, biological process: microtubule cytoskeleton organization; cell adhesion; establishment of centrosome localization. Gene Ontology annotation, cellular component: cell cortex; apical junction complex; apical plasma membrane.